AUGGCCAAGGGGAGGGAGGACGCCGAGGAGAAGCAGACCGCCUUGCGCAAGAUGCUGAAGAAACACCUCCCGGAUAUCGAAGAAGUGUUCGACAUUCUUGACUUGGACAACAGCAACUGCUUGUCAAUGGCGGAGUUGGAGGCUGCAGCCCAAAACGGCAAGCUGGUACUCCCAGAAGACUUGAAAGAGUACGUCGAUCCGUGCAAGCUUCUUGACAUAUUCUACCUUCUGGACGCAGACCAGUCUGGAAUGAUCGAAAGGGGUGAGUUCAUUGACGGCAUCGCUUCUCUCGUGGUGUCCUCCGUGCCCUUGGAGACGACACAGAUUCUGCAGCUGCUGCGGCAAAGCCACGAAGUCCUGAUGGACACCAGCAAAGCAAUUGCAAGGCUGAGCGCAUGCAGAACAACACCUUCUGGGCCAGAGGGAGGUCGCUCCUCCCCUCUGAUGCCGCCUCUGAUUCAGCCAGACUGUAACCUAGAACGCCUGUGA
Molecule: messenger RNA, 489 nt
Organism: Prorocentrum cordatum
Lineage: Eukaryota; Dinophyceae; Prorocentrales; Prorocentraceae
Source: the annotation of a GenBank genome assembly